This is a messenger RNA of Fusarium coffeatum, 735 nucleotides long. RefSeq lists its product as uncharacterized. The transcript has 2 exons. The coding region runs from base 1 to 735 and encodes 244 amino acids. The record is from RefSeq and is a predicted model, not a curated record. Lineage: Eukaryota; Fungi; Ascomycota; Sordariomycetes; Hypocreales; Nectriaceae.
AUGAUUCUAGGCUCCCGAGAUAAUCUCGGCUGCAGGUUCGUGGACGGGAACCAAGAAUUUCUCAAACUGUUCGGGGAAGACCAUAUCUUCAAAUGGCUCCCUGCUGCUAUUGCGCACUACGAGCGCAAUGAAGACCCUUGCUUCUUCAUUGAGAUCAAUGAUGAUUUACCUGUCGGCGGCGAAGUCGCUUCCUGCAAGAACACCGGCGACAGUCUAUGGACCGUCAGCGCCAAACGUCCUUCCAAAAAUGCCCUCAGUCUUCUUCUUCAGGAAAUUCUCGAACUCUUGAAGGGUCACAUCAAAGAAGUCCAAGAUGAUGAUGACAGCGAGGAUGCGACUGUCUCCGAGAGAUCCACGGACUGCAUGAGUGAUGGGGAACUAUUUUUGAUCACUCGAACAGUCACUCUAAAAGAGUCUGGAACUCUUUUGAUCGUUCUCGAAUCCACCAACACCAGUUAUGCCUCCCUGAAACCCGCAUUCGACGAAUGGGCUUCUAAGCCUGACAUCCGCGUCCUCCCACGGGAUGCCAAGCGCGCUCUUUAUUACUGGUCUUUGGAACACUCCCCUACCUGGAAGGACUUCAUCCCGAGCGUCAUGGAGAUCGAUCUUGAGGAGUGGAGCUGGACAGAGGAUGUCCGAGACUCUGAACUGCCGGAUUCUAAGCAACAUGGUACCACUACUCGGGGUUUGCUUGUGACACAUCUGGUGAUAAAGAUGCCCGCAAUGCGUACUUAA